Molecule: messenger RNA, 1074 nt
Organism: Ananas comosus (pineapple)
Lineage: Eukaryota; Viridiplantae; Streptophyta; Magnoliopsida; Poales; Bromeliaceae
Product: acid phosphatase 1-like
Exons: 3
Coding region: 157-936 (259 amino acids)
Molecular function (GO): acid phosphatase activity
Source: RefSeq, a predicted model, not a curated record
AUCUCCCCUUCCACCCUCCUCGACUCUUCCCUUUCUCAACGUUGGAGGAGGAGAGAGAGAGAGAGAGCAGGGGGGGAGGGGGAUCGAACGAAACCCUAACGAUCUCCAACUACGAUCUCGAUCUAGGGUUAGUGUUUCCCCCCAAUCCCUCCCCAAAUGAGGCUCCUCCGAUCCCACCUUCUCCUCCUCCUACUCGCCUCUUCGGCCGCAGGAUCACUCCUCCGCACCGUCCCCGAGGAGCCCUCCACCAUCUCCUCCGGCGGCGGCGGCGGGGGUGGCGGCGACGCCCUCUACUGCGACAGUUGGAGGCUCUCCGUGGAGACGAACGACGCCGGGCCGUGGACGAGGAUUCCGGCGAGGUGCAUCGCGUUCGUGGACGAGUACAUGAACGGCGAGCGAUACGCCUCCGACUCCGAGGUGAUCGCCGGCGAGGCGCUCGCCUUCGCCGAGGCCGUCGAGGUCGCCGGCGACGGGAAGGAUGUGUGGGUCUUCGACGUUGAUGAGACGCUGCUCUCGAAUUUGCCCUACUACGCCGCUAAUGGAUACGGAUCACAAGACUUCAACGAGACUUCAUUUGACGAAUGGGUGUAUCUCUCAAAAGCACCAGCUUUAUCAGCUAGCUUAAAGCUGUACACAGAACUACAAGCGCUCGGAUUUCACAUGGUCCUUUUAACCGGUCGAGCUGAGGUCCAGAGGAAUGCCACAGAACAGAACCUAUUGUUCGCUGGCUACGGUUCUUGGACGCAACUCAUUUUGCGGGGGGCCUCUGAUAUUGGGCAAACUGCAGUGCUCUAUAAAUCGAAGAAGCGGGCGGAAUUAUUAGCGCAAGGCUACAGGAUUCACGGGAACUCCGGAGAUCAAUGGAGCGACUUGUUUGGGUCGCCGCAGGCCACUAGAUCCUUCAAGCUCCCAAAUCCUAUGUACUACAUUAGUUGAAUUGGCCCACUGAACGAUUUUAAGUGAUUGUUGAUUGUUGAUUGUUUAUUUAUUGGAGCAUUAUUUCAAGAUUUGCUCAUUCUGUGUUGUACAAUUUGUAAUGAAAACUACUUUAUUCUGGCGCACAAGAUUUGUACA